UGUUUUUUUUCAAUUAACUGUGCACAGUGUCAGGAGAUUAUCGAACAGGGUUGCAUUUAAAGUGUAAUCUGCAAUCCCCAUUCAGGUGUAAAGAUUAGUUGUUGAGGUUAAUGUUUGCUAUCUACCCACAUUCCAGAAUAUGUGCUAACCAUGAGUUAAUUUGGCAUUGAUUCCAUUGUAUUUCUCUGCUUGAAUGUAAAUAUUUGCAGGAAAAUGAAUCUCAUGGUGGUACUUAUGUACUUUGAGUCAAUGUAGGGGACUCGCGGUGUGAGACAUUGCAGUUAUUGCUACACUACCCUUGAGUUUGCCUCUGAUUUUGACUGUUGCACACAGAUACAGAAUGUCCCAGGAUGCAUUCUGCAAACCCAGGAGACCCGUGGUGUUCAAGGCCGCCAGCAGCACAGUUCUCAACAUCCUGUAUCGAUACGGAGAGGCCAGGAACAUGACGUUUGCCCUGCCCUUCUACGACCACUUGGGGUAUCCCAGGCUCUUCCAGGCCACAUACGUCAAGGACUUUGGCAAGAACUCCAGCGAGGAAUAUAACAUCCUCUCAGGUGAGGAGGGUGAUGCCAAAACAAUCCUCCGGAACGCCAACCGGCUGGCCGAAUCAGCCUUCUCCUACUUUCACGCUGCCUUCAGGGAGGCAAAGAGCCUGGACCGGUUCCUGUCGAGGCCAGACACUUUCUAUAGGCUGUCCAGAACCAAUGAUCACUACGCCGGCUGGUUCGACCUGGGAGAGGACCUGUACGGAGCUGGAGCAGACUUUCGACCCUGCCAUGCUCGCCGAGUACUUUGACGAGACGCUGGUCCUGUUCCGGGAGGCUCUGUGUUGGCGGAUGAAAGACAUGGUUUAUAUUAGGCUCAAUGCUCGGCCGGCUGGCUGACUCCCGCCGCUUAGUCUAAGCUCCAGGAGUGGAACUGCUUAGACUGGAUCCCGUACCGCCACUACGGGGUGGCCAGGAUGAAGCGAGACGCCUCCUACCUCCAGAAACUCCGCCAGCACCGCCAGGCCACCUGCCUCCAAGGGAAAGGGACCGAGGAGGAUCGCAGCGCUGUGCCGACGGUAAUCAGGGAAGCCCGCUUCGUGGCCUACGAUCUCAGAAAGGACCUGACAGGCCCCACCCAUGAAGACAGUCCUGCCGGAGAAGUAUUCCCUCGGCCUAUUGCAGAAGAAGUGAGCACUGAUCAAACCUGCCAGUCAACGGGGAUCCUAGAGCAUAGAAUGGAACAGUACGGGACCGGCCCUUCACCCCACCAUGGCUGUGCUCCAAAUGAUGCAAAUUUCGGCUGUCUCUUCUGCCUGUACAUACCUAACCCUCUGUAAUCAGGUAUUUGUGGAAAAUAAAGAAAUACAAUAGAAGUUAUGAAAAACGAUACAUAAACAAAGACAGGAAACAACCGAUGUGCAAAAGAAGACAAAUAAAAAACAACACUGAGAACAUGUGAAGAGUUUUUGAAAGUGAAUCUGUAGUCAUGGAAACAGCCCAGAGUAGUGGUGAGUGAAGUUGAGCACAUGGGUAAGUAAUUGUUCCUGAACCUGCCGGUGUGGGACCUCAGGCUCCCCUACUCCCUGCCUGCUGGUAGCAGUGACAAGACAGCCUAGCCUUGAUGAUGGGGUUUCCUGCGUCAGCGCUCCUGUGAAUGUGCUCUGUCAGGGCAUUGUACGUUUUCCCCAUGACUACGUGGGUUUCCUCUGGGUGCUCUGGUUUCCUCACACAUCAAGUUUAGUAAGUUGUGGGCAUUCAAAGUGCUAUGUCAGCGGUCAGAGGUGAGUGUAUUGGCUAUUGCUAAGGAGGUGUUUGGGAACCCGGACCAGAUGGUCUACACCCCAGGCUUCUGAAAGAAGCAGCUGAAGGGAUGGUGGAGACAUUAGUAAUGAUCUUUCAAGAAACACUAGAUCCUGGAAUGGUUCCAGAGGGUUGUAAAAUUGCAAGUGUCACUCCACUCUUUAAGAUGGGAGGGAGGCAAAAUAACAGGGAAUUAUUGGCCAGUUAGUGCUUAGGAAGAUGUUGGAGUCCUUGUAAGUCUGGGGGUGCUAGGUACCACGUCUCGGAUGGUGAGAGUCCUUAAUGAUGGACGCUGCCUUAUAGAUGUGCACAAUAGUGGGGAAGCUUGUGCCUAUGAUGGAGCUAACUGGGUCUUCCAUCCACGUGGUCUCCUUUUGCUCCUGUGCAUUGACGCCUCCA
Hypanus sabinus (Atlantic stingray) is the source of this 2186-nucleotide messenger RNA. RefSeq names its product galactose-3-O-sulfotransferase 4-like. The coding region runs from base 341 to 796 and encodes 151 amino acids. Gene Ontology annotation, cellular component: membrane. The transcript has 3 exons. Gene Ontology annotation, molecular function: galactosylceramide sulfotransferase activity. NCBI's taxonomy places the organism in Eukaryota, Metazoa, Chordata, Chondrichthyes, Myliobatiformes, Dasyatidae. The record is from RefSeq and is a predicted model, not a curated record. Gene Ontology annotation, biological process: glycolipid biosynthetic process.